AACAAAGGCUAGUAUCAAAAACCUUAUCUACUUAUGAAUCAAUUUGAAGCAAAAAAAUCUUUCUCCAAGGCCUCCUUAAUGCAUGAAACAAGGCCUCAUAUAGCAUGAAGCAUAAGCAUAACCAUGGCUUCAACUUCACUUUUUUGCUCCAAUAUCUUCAUUCCAAAAUCUACUAUAAUAACUUCUACUAGAAACACACCAUCACCACAAUUUUGUUCACCUUUUUCAAGUUACAUUCAACACAAAAGAGAGUUUCCACUUCCAAAAGUAGCUUCAGUACCUUACCAACCAAUCAACUUUGAUUACUUACAACAAGAAUUCAGUGGUCAUGGAGUCACUUUUGAAGAAGUUGGUGGAAAUUGUAAGGCCAAAUUGGAGUUGAAAAAUGGAAGCAUUGCUACCAUGUUGCUACCAAGUGGAUUGAUUACUUCUUACAAAGCACCUAUGUGGCAUGGUGGAAUAGUUGAGUUACUUCAUACUGCUGUGUCAGAAGGAGAAUUUGGUGAUGCUGUUCUUCAAGGAGGUGUUUCUUUAAACUUCAAUUUUCAAACUCAUGAUGAUGAUGAUGAUGAUGAUCAAGUUUCAUGGUCUCCAACUAAUUGGGUUUUGCAUAACAUUAAAGGCAAUGCCGAGAAAUCUAUUCAGGUAGAAUUAAUAAACAAAGGACCAGAUAGCAAAAUUGGAAUAAAAUACAUUGUGACUUUAGAAGAAGAUGGAUUAGGCUCAGAGCUUGAAAUCUCAAACUCAAACUCUUUGCCUCUUCACAUGACAGGUUCCAUCUUGACUCAUGUAACAGUAAGUUCACCAGAAGCAACUUAUGCAAUAGGAUUAGAGAGAUCAAACUACUAUAGCAGACUGCCUUUUGAAUCGAAAUUUAUUUUGAGUCCUCCGGAUUCGAGUGAAGAAAAAGGAUUUGGAAAAAUAUGGAAAUCAUCUGUUAGGCAACUUUUUCCUGGUUUGGAAGCAGAUGGAAGCCAAAGUGAUGAUGAAGAUAUGAACGGUGAGGAAAUGGAUACUUACAAACAGUUAAAAGAGAGAAUAAGUCUUGUAUACACGAAUGCGCCUCGAAGUUUUACACUAAUCGACAGGGGAAGAAGAACCUCAAUAUUAGUUGGAAGGAAUGGAUUUGAUGAAAGUUACCUGUACAGUCCUGGCUCAGCAGGCAUUGAAAAUUACAGCAAGUAUGCUUACAUUUGUGUUGGUCAAGCUGCUGUCCUCCAACCAAUAGUACUCAAACCAGAAGAUGUAUGGAAAGGAGGACAGUAUCUACACAAUCCAAAUCUAUGAUGAUUAAGGCUCAUCAUUACAUAAACUUUUAGAUUCAAUUUAUAUACACCUUCAGUAUGAAAAAGUUUUACACAUUCAUUCAAUCAUAAUAAAUCAUGUUACCACUUUUUUA
Trifolium pratense (red clover) is the source of this 1399-nucleotide messenger RNA. RefSeq names its product protein NDH-DEPENDENT CYCLIC ELECTRON FLOW 5. The coding region runs from base 124 to 1287 and encodes 387 amino acids. Gene Ontology annotation, biological process: carbohydrate metabolic process. The transcript is spliced from 3 exons. The record is from RefSeq and is a predicted model, not a curated record. Gene Ontology annotation, molecular function: carbohydrate binding; catalytic activity. Lineage: Eukaryota; Viridiplantae; Streptophyta; Magnoliopsida; Fabales; Fabaceae.